This is a messenger RNA of Phaeoacremonium minimum UCRPA7, 738 nucleotides long. RefSeq names its product putative cross-pathway control protein 1 protein. Gene Ontology annotation, biological process: positive regulation of cellular response to amino acid starvation. Gene Ontology annotation, molecular function: RNA polymerase II cis-regulatory region sequence-specific DNA binding; DNA-binding transcription factor activity, RNA polymerase II-specific. The transcript has a single exon. Bases 1 to 738 code for a protein of 245 amino acids. Gene Ontology annotation, cellular component: transcription regulator complex. The record is from RefSeq and is a predicted model, not a curated record. Lineage: Eukaryota; Fungi; Ascomycota; Sordariomycetes; Togniniales; Togniniaceae.
AUGAUUCAAGGUAAUUCUUUCUCCUCACCAACGCAACGCGCGGGACCGCAAGGCUCACAUCCCCGCUCAGAUCUCGACCUUGAAGAAUUCACGGCCUUCGAGGGUGGUGCCUCCACCUCGGCCUUCUCUUCGCCAGCCAUGUACGGCAGUGCUUCCAGCUCCACAACCAACAUGGGCACUGUUUCUCCUCAGGACCUCCUGAUCCAGGAGCCGUUCAUGUCUGCGCCGAACUCUUCCGCACUCACUGCUCUGACCUCACCGUCCAUCUACAAUGAGUCCCCAGAGUUCAAUGACAGUUUUGAUGUCUCUCCCAACUUCGGCAGCAGCGACUUUGACACUGGGUCCAACGACGUGUGGUUCCCGCUGUUCCCUCAGGGCAGCACCACGCAGACCCAGCAAUCCGCUGUUGACACCUCACCCGCUCAGCAAUCCGACGACUUGGAGGUGUCUGAGCCCACGUCUCAGCGCCGCAAGUCUGGCGGCAACUCUCACUCUCCGUCCAACCGCCACUCUUCUGUGUCUGGCGUAAACUCUCGGCGGCGUGACAAGCCUCUCCCUCCCAUCAUUGUUGACGAUCCCAGCGACACUGUCGCAAUGAAGCGAGCGCGCAACACUCUAGCGGCUCGUAAGUCACGGGAGCGAAAGGCCCAGCGAUUCGACGAAUUGGAGGAGAAGAUUGCAAAGCUUGAGGCAGAGAGGGAUCACUGGAAGAAGAUCGCGCUGCAAGGUGGUCAAUGA